GGAGGUGGAAAUGUUUGCCCCUCCGCAGGUUACUGUCACGGUCUAGUUGCGAUGAACAUGUUUUGUCGUCUCCUCGCUAGACGUGAGUACAGAGUCCACUUGUUGUCUUGUGCAUCUCACCUCUAUCAAACAUGCAUGUUACUUGACGAACAUUUUUAUUAUGUGUUAAGUGUGCUACACAACGAGUGAUAGUGUCAUCAAAAGUAUUCUCAGCGUGGCUGAAUUAUUAUAGUCUCUCUCCCAGGCAGACAUCGGAUGUUUGCUGUAUUGCGACACUUACCUGUGCAUGUGGUUUGUUUGCUUUGCUUUUCUCUCCGACUAGAUCUUCCCUCUUCAAUUCUGAAGUCUUUCGUGAUAUGUACAGGCGGGAGACCUAGCGGCGAGCUAUCAGAUGGAGGCAGUCAGGCCCAGCAGUCAGAAGACUAGUCCUCAGGAAAUACUAUUACCACAAGCCGAGGCAUUCUGGAUACAAUGGGUUGAGGCCGCCUUCCCUGACCUCGACUCUCGCGCCUACUUCCUGCCUCCUGUCUACUUCAACCGCGUGCCGAUGAACCAGGUGUCGGUCGCUGGUGAGCGUGCUCUUGUUCUUCAAAAACCACCUAAAAGUAUUAGUAAACCAGUGUCAUGUGAUACAACUACACCGUCAAACCAAACCUGUUUGAAUUCAACCCAGCCGUUGACAGUUGCCGUUGCUGCUGCUCAGAUGUCCACCCUACAACUGUCUCUUGUUCUGGAGAGUGAUGUCAGAGACGAUACAGCCAUGCAGCGGGUUCUCUUCUGUCUUCAGAAGUUGUCAGAGAAGACUAAAGAAGUUUUUGUUGGAAUCAGUCAGCUUCAGUUUGGACAGUACCUGGGUGAACCUUGUUACUCUGCUGCGGCUGCACACCUACCCCAACCCGCCAACCUUUCUCCUGACUUGCCACGGAAACUACGGGUUAGUCGUCUGUGA
Messenger RNA from Pomacea canaliculata, 949 nucleotides. RefSeq lists its product as uncharacterized. Bases 392 to 949 code for a protein of 185 amino acids. The record is from RefSeq and is a predicted model, not a curated record. NCBI's taxonomy places the organism in Eukaryota, Metazoa, Mollusca, Gastropoda, Architaenioglossa, Ampullariidae. The transcript is spliced from 4 exons.